CGUCUCCGCGCCGGAAUGGUCGGUUAUUCGCCCCCUUAGCUCGACCCUAAUCAGGCUGUCACGCCAAUCUCUAUUUUGGCCGAGGAUAGUACAUGUCUGUCCUAGAUUUGACAAGAGCUGGAAUUAAUUUUCUUGCUAUCGAUUUCGAUUUGACUCUAGUAGACACGCAUACGGAAGGCCGCUGGCCUGGAUCUCCCUCGGAACUAGCUGCACGAGUGCGCCCAAAUUUGAGGCAUUUAAUGAAUGAGGCUAUGGACGCAGGAAUACACGUUGCAAUUGUGACGUUAUCACCCCAGGUGCCAUUGAUAUCAGCAGUGCUUCAAUUGAUAUUUCCUGCCAGCUGCGAUAUGAUACCCAUUCGUGGAAGCGACGGAAAUUGGUUUUAUGCUGGCCAGGGAUCACUUGAGGGGAAACAAGUGCGUAUGGUUCUCGAAUCACCUCAAUUUGACUCAUCUGCAGUGGAGGAGUUGACACACUGCCAUUCGGCCCAGAUAAACAGGAGAACAUCAUUGCUGAUAGACGAUGAUGCAAAGAAUGUGAGCCGUGCCCUUGACAAUGGGGUUAAUGCCAUUCUAUUUUGUCCAGCGGACUCACUUUGCCUAAGGCGGGGUAUUUUGGCACUCGUGGACAGGGUCGGAACCGGGCUCCCAAUGCGCCAAGGGCACCUGGUGUACCUGGCUUGGCCAGAACGGCACGCGGUCCUGGUGGAGGUCUUGUUGCACGUUCUCCAGAUCUCCUACGAGUGUAGUCACGGUUGGCUCUAUUUAUGUGUCAAAAGCUGUUCUCCCAAAGAGGAUGGCCUGGGUGCCUAUGUAUACGUAACUGGCUCGGAUUCCGCUUUUCCGGUGCCGUUAGUAGAUGCGGAACUCGUUGAGCACUUCGCUGAUGUACCUCCUCGCUUGCUCGGUUCCUCGUCAGUUGUUGUGGCGCUUGACUGGGCUUGCCCUUCCUCCGUGGACCUUUUGAGACCGCGCGAAGCUAUCGAGACGCCGACCGUGACGACGAAGGCAACAUCAAGGUGUAGUACACUGCUGCAGGGUAGCAGUGGAAGCUUUCUUAAGAAGAUUUUAAAUCUUAUAUCCACCUUACAUAAUCCGUGGUCAAUGGAGCGCGCCUGGCGCGCCGUGGUUAAGGCAAUUCGAAAUAGCGACUUACCAGACCACGCGCAUUGCUUAAGAAUCAAGGCCACACGCAGCCUUCGUACGGUGGACGAGCGCGCUCUGUCGUGGAAUGCAGCCCACUGCCAUGAGGAGUGGCUUGUGGUGACACCGGUCGACGAUUCAAUUGUGACUCAGUCUUUGACAAGUCCAUUGCCACGGUUCCGAUGCGGGCGACCAAUCUUGCUCCCUGAAGGAAUCAAGGAUAGGAACGUUUUGGCAGAGAUCAAAGCGGGUCCCGAUAGCCUGGCUUCAGUUGUGGGUGUGAGGCUGUGUGGAGAGAUGACACAGCUUAAAGGUCCCCGAGGUGCUUUAUCUGAAAACCUGCCAAAGAGGGUUGGGGGGGCGUAUCGGGAGCUCUGGCGAGGUCCAGGCGCGCUGCAGGAACGUGAAAGUCAUGCUUCCCCCCGCACUGUAUAUUUUGUCGUUACAGCAGUUAUUUUGGGAACAGUAACUUGCCAGAUUAAUGAUGGCGAGUGUGCCAAUGCAUUCCUCUGUCAACGAGCGGGCGCAUGUUCUCAAGCGCAUUUCCGUGGCAAUGCCCAGCCCAGCUCGGCUCAUGACCGACCUUUAUCUGUACUACGCAUUCGUCUUUAUGAUAGCAGCAUGGGCUGCCUUCUUCUAGAAGCAUACUUGAGCGAGACCAACGUGAAGAGAUUCGUGGAGUCCUCCUUGGGAGACCAGAAGAAGGGCCUCGUGGUUGAUGCUAGCUUAGGCGAGUUUUCUGCGCUUGUCGAUGAAAAUAAUGCGCGAACAAUUGCAGAACAAAAGAUCUGUCUACCUGGCGAAAAUCUGACUCAAUCAGAUGAGACGGUGGUCGCUUGGCGACCUUUGCAAAAAGAGCACAAGCUGAACGAUUCAGACGUGACAUGGAGGCUUAAAGUUGCGCAAAAUAAUGAAGUGCGCGAGCUGGCAGCAAGGUGCAUACAGCUCCUUACUGCCAUCGAGGGCCAUACGUACGCAAUCAAGCGGGCAGUUAUGCUCCAGGUUGUUUCUAAUAUCAACAAGGUGCUCGUUCAAGUGGUCAAUGUAACGCAAGCAAAAGAUUCCAGCUUGGCUGAUGCCAGAUAUCGGUCAGCAAUCCCAAUGAGGGCGCGGCGUCUCUUUGGUCGCUGUCGCGACGGUAUUGUUGAGGAACUUAAGCGCGCCACUUUAGCAGGCCUUCUUCAAAAAGAAAUCUGUGCUCCAGGGUCGACGCUCGAGACUGUUUGCUUGCCACGUGACUGCCAAAUUGAAGUUAGUGAAGAUGCCAAGAUUGUCUCUCUUGGGCUUGAUGAGAUGGAGAAGUUUGUUAAUUGGCGAGUUGUAUGUGUUGGGCGCCGCUCUGUGUGUAACCGGGGGGAAUUCAUUGCAGCCCAGAAAUUCGGAUCCACCGGAACCCUGACCCUUGAGUCGCCUGCUCAAUUUGCAUCAACACGAUUAAUUGUGUUGGACCAUGCCCGGGUUGAGGCGAUGAGCCAACUCCUUCGUAUUCUUAACCCCUGCGCUCACGGAUCUCAUCAAGAUUCCGGCACUGAUUUUAUCGCACCGCAGGUCUUCCUCGGUGAUGCACCAGAUGCAGAUCGGGCUAUCAAAUUACAAGAUGAAGACUGUUUGAUCAAAGACCGUACUCGCCGGACAGGCAAGCCAUCUUCAACGUUCCUGAAGCGCGACACACUAGCGAAAGGAAGACCGCCUAAUGUUUUGCUUCGCGAUACACGCAGUCGCGUCAAUGCGCAGGGUGCUAGUGUGCGUCUGGACUGUCUCAAGCGCACCAUCCACUUGGAGGAUCGAUCUUACCAAAGACGCAGAAAGCAAAGGAAAGAUCGCACAACUCGAGCAGGCUUCGUUGUCAGCACCCGACGCCCGUCCAAUGGGUACUGAAGCAUGGCUUCUGAUGAUGUAGAAGGACCGUCUGCCCCAGUCACUCGCACCCAAAGCCCCCCUGUCGGAAGUAGAUGGGGAAAAGCAUCCUUUGGGGAAGGGGGGUGACACCGGCCUCAAACUCCGCCCAGCAGGCCCGGAGCGUCGCCAAAUUAUCGCGUGGGUUGAUGUGAGCGCCCUGAGCGCGCAAAUAGAGCUAUGAGGGCCUCCGCCGGCGCGGUCGGGGCGGUCGGGGGCGUCGAAAACCGACACAUAAGCGAAACGUGCCCUUUG
Molecule: messenger RNA, 3293 nt
Organism: Aureococcus anophagefferens
Lineage: Eukaryota; Pelagophyceae; Pelagomonadales; Pelagomonadaceae
Exons: 11
Coding region: 93-3020 (975 amino acids)
Source: RefSeq, a predicted model, not a curated record